CAAAAGUUCAACUUGGCCUUCCGUUUUCCUUCCGUCGCUCUCGGAUUUCUUUCUUCCAUAUACCCCCACCAUCUGCGAGGAGCUGCAGAGUCCUUAAGCCUCCCCUGAGGCCGACUCGUUAGGAUGCGGUCCUUCGUUUGCGUCCCAUCUUCGGCCCUGAUGACGACCUUCGCUCUACGUUUCCGGAUUCUGAUCUUGCUGCUACUCAUCCUCGGACUGGACUGCGUCGGCGCCGUCACAGUAUACAACCAGCAACCCUACGGCGCGUCUGUCACUGGUACGGCGACUGCGACGACCUACGCGGCAUACAACACCUCCACGCUGGCAGCGCCUGCGCCACCAAACGAGCCGACCAAUGACUUCACGCUCGAGCUGCAGUCCUCUAGUGACGGCGUGUUCGGCCUCGGUAUCCCGCAAACAUAUGGCAACCUAUGGGGUUUUUCUAUCGAAAUGUCCGUGAUCAAUCAAGUCAUCGGCCGCAACUCGACGCAUCUGCAGCCGCCGUUCCUAAACCUAAUGCAGACCCUUGUCGAGCGCGGCGGUCCAGUGCGCAUCCGCCUAGGCGGAAACACGCAGGAGUUCGCUUUCAUGGUCGACGACUUGGGUGACGGCAAGGCAGUCUCGAAGCAAAAGGCCGAGUCGAACAAUCCGACAGAAACACCCGCCGUAAUAUACACCAUGGACCUCUUCUAUCUUAUGUCCAACGUGUCUUCCUUGGUCGAUGUCCGCUGGGUUCUUGGCGUCCCCUUCAAUGAGACCGACUGGCGGCUCGAGAUCGCCCAGUACGGGACGCAGAUCCUUGGCGACAAGCUCCUCGCGCUUCAGAUUGGCAACGAGCCGGAUCUGUAUGUGGCCCACGGCCACCGCCCCGACACCUACACGCCCGCGACAUACUCGGACGAGUUUGCAUCUUGCGGCGACGCGCUCGACGCUGCGGGGAUUCGCACGGACAAAUAUCUGAUAGGACCCAGUGUCGCCACGGGCGACUGGCGGCCGGAGGACGUGUGGGAUACCGGAUUUUUGGACCGGCAUAAAGACCGACUCGGCAUUCUGGCAGUAGAGCACUACCCGGACAACAACUGCUUCGCGAUGUACGGCGCCAACGGAUCGCCCAAGGUCAACCAGGACGAAUUCCCGCUCUUCCUCAACCACACCGCGCCCGUCUCUCUACUUCAACCGUACCUGAACUCGAGCGCGCUCGCGCAGGGGGCGGGGCUGCCGUUCUAUAUGCUGGAGACGAAUACGGCGAGUUGUGGUGGCUUCCCGGGCAUCUCCAACAGCUACGGCGCGGCGCUGUGGGCGUUGGAUUAUGGAUUUCAACUGGCGUACAGCAACUUCUCGGGAGGUAUGCUCCACGUCGGUGGGCAGAACGUGUUCUACAACCCCUUCACCGCACCCCCCGGCGCCCGCAGCGCGUACUCGGAAUUUACGCUCGGCUCCAUCUUCUACAGCGCGCUCAUCCUCUCUGAAGCAUUAGGGUCAACCGGGACUGCGCAGGUUGUCGACCUUCAAGGCAAUAAUGGCAAUAUCUACACCCCUCAGUACGCGGUAUAUGAGAACGGGAAGCUGGCUCGUGUGGCGCUAUUCAACUACGUGACGGAUGCCAACGGGGGGAACGACUAUACCGCAACAAUUCGCGCGGACGGGUUGCCAGGGAGUGCGAAGGUGAAGUACCUGCAGGGUGGUGAGGGAGGCGUCGCGGCGAUCAAGGACUUCAAGUAUGCUGGGCAAACCUUCGGCAACCAAUUCGAAGUCGACGGCAUCCUCCGCGGCGACCUUGACGUGCAGACCGUCGCCUGCUCCGACGGUGGGUGCGCCGUCCACGUCCCCGCGCCCGGCUUCGCAUUGGUCUUCCUGGAGGACGACGCCGACGUCGCCGACAAGGACGCGGCGACGCGCACGUUUGCGACGACCGCGCAGACGAAGACGCUGAACACGGCCACGGUGGACCCGAGCGUGCUGGCGACGGCGAACGGGAUGAAUGGGACAGAGCGAGGGUGGCUGGGGAGUACGUCGCAUGGGAGUGUAACGGACGGGGCGGUGGGGAGGGUAGGGGGUGGUGAGCUGGUGUGGGCGGCUGUAUGUGUGGUGGGCGUCUCGAUGUUGUAUGUGUCAGUGUAGAUGUAAGGAAGAAGUCACUCUAAACCCCUGGAGAGGAAGACUGCGUUGAAUCUUGACGUGAAAGGGCACAAUCUCGCGGGUGGACCACGGUGC
Messenger RNA from Schizophyllum commune H4-8, 2214 nucleotides. RefSeq lists its product as uncharacterized. The transcript is spliced from 13 exons. Lineage: Eukaryota; Fungi; Basidiomycota; Agaricomycetes; Agaricales; Schizophyllaceae. The record is from RefSeq and is a predicted model, not a curated record. Bases 160 to 2121 code for a protein of 653 amino acids.